AUGAGAACCAGUGCAUUUACAAGGGUGAAAGCGGCUUCCGCCGUACUACAGCAAUGUCGUGGGUCCCUCCUCCAAGGAACCACUCGUCGCAAUCUUUCGUCGUCAUCUUCAUCAUCGUCAACUUACUAUGAUUCUCAAUCGGGUAUGCACGUCCCCGUACACAAUGUACAAGAAAUUUCAAUAAUCCUAGACAGGAGUCAGGAAGAUUCCAAUCUUUCCACAUCCUUUGUCCCGGCCCAUUUGUACAAGGAAGAUCCAUCCUCGGACAUGCCCGCACAAUUGGCUAAUUUGCACUCCCAAGGUGUCCAGGGUGUCAUUUUGCCACCAAUCUCCUUUCCCCGGGAUGUUCGUAACUUACAAACCUUGAAGCAUAUUGCGCCCUCCAAGGAUUUCAUGUUUUUUGCCUCUGCCAAGGAUGUAUCAGCCGCGGCACCGCUACUGCUCCAGCAGGAGCAGCAGGAGGAGGAGAAUAAUUCCAGCAGCAGUGUGAGUUUGAUUUUAAAGUUUGACGCAGAAGACAGUAACAUCAAUGAGGGUAGUAUGGAUUUACAAAAGAUCCAUGACGCUGUUGGUGGUAAUACUAAUACUAUUACUACCAAAGUGAAUACGACCAUUGUUCUAUCGAAUAUUGGCAAGGAGGAUCAAAAUCCAAUUUCCAUUGCCAAUCAAGUAGCAGCCUGGAUUGAUGCUAAUCAAGGUGGAGACUUUAUUUGGGUGCCGAGUACAUGUAGUGCUGACGCAAAUGUUGAUUCUGACGCCUUGGAACGAUUGUGCGAAGAACUUUCCUAUCUCGACUUGGUGGGAAAGACAGUGGCAUCGCGAUUGAUGAUUGGUGGUGGUCGUAUGGACAGUACUAUUAAUGACGAGCUAGUCAACGAGACAAUGUUUUCAGGUGUUAACAAGUUUGUGGUUAGCAACGAGGACGAUAUAUCGCUGAUAGCGGAGAUUGCUGAAUUGCAAGGGAAGAGUAUCCUAAAAUAA
Cylindrotheca closterium is the source of this 981-nucleotide messenger RNA. NCBI's taxonomy places the organism in Eukaryota, Bacillariophyta, Bacillariophyceae, Bacillariales, Bacillariaceae. The record is from the annotation of a GenBank genome assembly.